This is a messenger RNA of Ochotona princeps (American pika), 3480 nucleotides long. RefSeq names its product BUB1 mitotic checkpoint serine/threonine kinase (gene BUB1). Gene Ontology annotation, biological process: meiotic sister chromatid cohesion, centromeric; mitotic spindle assembly checkpoint signaling; protein phosphorylation. The transcript is spliced from 25 exons. NCBI's taxonomy places the organism in Eukaryota, Metazoa, Chordata, Mammalia, Lagomorpha, Ochotonidae. The record is from RefSeq and is a predicted model, not a curated record. Gene Ontology annotation, molecular function: ATP binding; protein kinase activity. Bases 97 to 3321 code for a protein of 1074 amino acids.
CUCGGCGCGGCGACUGCGGCUGCGCGGGAUAUUCGAAUUGGCGACGGCCUCUUGGUUCGGCGGCUGUGGGAUUGCCGACCGCUGGCGUUCCUCAGCAUGGACAACCCCGAAAAUGUCUUCCAAAUGUUUGAAGCCCAUAUGCAAAGCUACAAAGGCGAUGACCCACUUAGCGAAUGGGAAAGCUAUAUACAAUGGGUGGAAGAGAACUUUCCUGAUAAUAAACCAUAUUUGACAACUUUAUUAGAACAUUUGAUAAAGGAAUUUUUAGAUAACCAGAGAUACCACAAUGACCCAAGAUUCAUCAAUUAUUGUUUAAAAUUUGCUGAAUACAACAGUGACCUUCAUCAGUUUUUUGAGUUUCUAUACAACCAUGGUAUCGGGAUGCAGUCAUCCCCACUGUACGUCGCCUGGGCAGGGCAUCUGGAGGCGCAAGGAAAGCUACAGCACGCCAGUGCCGUUCUCCGGAGAGGGAUUCAAAACCACGCUGAGCCCAGAGAGCUGCUGCAGGGGCAGUACAGGUUGUUUCAGACUCGCCUCACUGAAACCCACUUGCCAGCUCAAGCUAAACCUUUAGAACCUCUGCAUAAUGAUCAGAUUGUAAACCAAAUGGUAACACUCAAAUUACAUCCAGGAAAGAACUCGGCCUCUGUUUCCAAGAAUCAGGGUUCAGACCUCUCUGGGGUGGAGUCUUCGGCUCAUGAUAAAAAAUCUCAUAGGGAACAAAGGGUAAUCAUGAUUUCCAAGUCAGAAUAUUCUUCACACUCAUCUUCAGCAGCCAAAUCUGACGUUCAGCAGGUGGUUAUGUACUGUAAAGAGAAGCUGAUUCGUGGAGAAGCGGAGUUUUCCUUUGAAGAACUGCGGGCUCAGAAAUACAAUCAACGGAGAAAGCAUGAGCAGUGGGUAAAUGAAGACAGGCAUUAUAUGAAAAAGAAAGAAGCGUAUGCUUUUGAAGAACAACUGCUGAAGCAGAAAAUGGAUGAACUUCAUAAGAAGCUGCAUCAAGUGGCAGAGACAUCCCAGGAGGGCCUGCCCGCUUGCCAGGGACAGUCUGAGGUCACUACAGCCCAUGUGGGGCCAACUGUAGGCUCCCAGCAGGAACUCCGAGCUCCGAGCCUUCCAACCAUCAGUCAGCAAACCUCAAGGCACGUGGCUGAGAAGCCCAGAGAGGCACUUUCUGCUGUUCCUCUUCCGACCAAUGCUGUGUCUGCCUCAUUGGUGUCUCCUGCUGUUGGCCAGAGCAUCGCGCCUCCUGCUCCUUUGCCAGUCCAGUCAGUGACAGACUCCAGGUGUGUCAAUCAGAGCACUCGGGAGUUCAAGCCGCAGAGCAGAGCAGAGACGAAAGAAGGGUGUGAAACACACAAGGUUCCUAAUACAGGUUCUUUCCACACAACUCCAAACACGUCCCUGGGAAUGGCUCAGGCAACACCCUCCAAAGUGCAGCCCUCUCCCACUGUGCACACAAAAGAAGCAUUAGGUUUCAUCAUGAAUAUGUUUCAGGCUCCUACUCUUCCUGAUAUUUCUGAUGACAAAGAUGAAUGGUCGUCUCUAGAUCAAAAUGAAGAUGCAUUUGAAGCCCAAUUUCAAAAAAAUGCGGGGUCUUCUGGAGCUUGGGGAGUGAAUAAUAUUAUCUCCAAUUUCUCAUCUGCCUUUCCUGUGUUUGAAGAUGGAAACAAAGAAAACUAUGGAUUACCACAACCUAAAAAUAAACCCCUGGGAGCCAGGACCUUUGGAGAACGCUCUGUCAGCAAAUUUCCUUCAGAACCAAAUGAAUUGCCUCAUGCCGAAGAGUUUUCGGAUGAUUCAACUGUGUGGGGUGUUCGCUGCAACAAAACCCUGGCACCCAGUCCUGAGAGCAUAGGAGACUUCACGUCUGCCGCACGGCUUGCGUCUACACCCUUCCACAAGCUCCCCACGGAGUCAGUGCACAUUCUGGAAGAUAAGGAAAAUAUUGCAACAGAGUGUACCCCUGCUACUCUGGCCACUUGUGGAGAAAACGUGAAGAAGCCUUCAACAGACAGGACAUUCGGUCCAAUUCAGGAGAAACGCACAGAACCAGCAGCCCCCACUGAUGUGCCUUCAUCACCCUUGCGUAAUCAGAGGCAGCCUGUGGCAGAUGGUGCGCUGCUCCAUGAAGCCCAGGGCGGCCUGGAGACAUGUAAACUUGCCGACAAGGACCUUGCGCUUGAGGACUACCAACGUGGCGUUGCUGGGCCCCAGGCAGAAGGGAUGCAGACGGAUCCUCUUGGAACGACUGAUGCUCCAACCUUCACUGUGGAGAACCCAUGGGAUGAUCGUUUGAUUCUCAAAUUUUUAUCUGGACUUUCUAAACCGGUGAAUUCCUAUCCAAAUACUUUUGAAUGGCAAUGCAAACUUCCAGCUAUCAAGCCCAAGACCGAAAUUCAGUUGGGUUCCUUGCUGGUGUAUGUCAAUCACCUUCUUGGAGAAGGGGCCUUUGCUCAAAUCUAUGAAGUUACUCAUGGAGAUGUGGACGAUGCCAAGGAUAAACAGAAAUUUAUUUUAAAGGUGCAGAAGCCUGCCAACCCCUGGGAGUUCUACAUUGGGACCCAGCUGAUGGAAAGACUCAAUCCAAUCGCUCGGCACAUGUUUAUCAAGUUCUACUCCGCUCACCUGUUCCAGAAUGGGAGCAUAUUAGUAGGAGAUCUCUACAGCUAUGGAACUCUUCUUAAUGCCAUUAACCUCUAUAAAAAUACUCUUGAGAAAGUGAUGCCUCAGGCUCUCGUCAUCUCUUUUGCCAUCAGAAUGCUCUAUAUGAUUGAACAAGUGCAUGACUGUGAAAUCAUUCAUGGUGACAUUAAGCCAGAUAACUUCAUUCUGGGAAGCAGCUUUUUGGAGCAAGACGGUGACAAUGAUGAUUUAUCUUCUGGCCUGACACUGAUUGACCUAGGUCAGAGUAUAGAUAUGAAACUGUUUCCCAAAGGAACCGCAUUCACAGGGAAAUGUGAGACGUCUGGUUUUCAGUGUACUGAGAUGCUCAGUAACAAGCCGUGGAACUACCAGAUCGAUUACUUCGGUAUUGCUGCCACAGUGUACUGCAUGCUGUUUGGUACUUAUAUGAAAGUGAAAAACGAAGAGGGCGUCUGGAAGCCCGAGGGCCUCUUUAGAAGGCUUCCUCACCUGGACGUGUGGAACGAGUUCUUUCACACCAUGCUGAAUAUACCAGAUUGCCAUCACCUUCCGUCUCUGAACCUGCUCAGGCAGAAGCUGAGGAAGCUCUUCCAGCAGCACUACGCAAGCAAGAUCAGGACGCAGCGCAACAGGCUCAUCCUCUUGCUCUUGGAGUAUAAGCGAUCAAGAAAAUAAAACGUGGGUGCCAGCACUCCCUAGAAAUCACUUUGUAAAUGCCAACCUGAUUUUGGACUUUGAUGCUCCCCUCCACACACACAUAGUUUAUGUAAAUAUUUGUUGAAAAUAAAGUCUGCAGAGUCAGUCUGACACGUAGACAGGCUGCAUUCGUGAGAA